GCCGUCUGCAGGCGACAAGCCACGGAGCCACGGAGCCACAGCUGAUUCUCUCCGCUCAGCUAUUUUUCCAAACUGCAUCUGCAUAAGAUAAUUAAGAAGAUGAGGAUUUUCAGUCUCCUGUUGGAAACAGUGCGAAGAGAAAUUGCAAACAAAGUCUAAAAAAAAAGGGAGAAAAAAAACAUCCUUCUGGAUACUUGCUGGAUUUCAAACUUCACUAGAAACCAUCUACAGUCAGUGGGACCUGAUGUGUGUCGGGGGGCUAUGGUGACGCGAUGUGCACAGGCUGGUGUGAGGAGAGAUGUACCAGCGUCAGUGGAGGAAGACGCAGGGAUAAAGGAUCGGAUCUUCACCAAUGGCUGUGCAUCACAAUCUUGUUCUCUGCUCUGUGGGGCCGAGGUUCGCCCCAGUGCCCGGACAGCUGCCACUGUGCCUGGGAGACAGCCACGGUGCAGUGCUCAGACGCUGGGCUGCGGGAGAUCCCAGAGGGGAUUCCACCGGAAACCGUCUCCCUCCACCUGGAACGCAACUUCAUCCGGAACAUCCCGGAGAGGGCCUUCAGCGACCUGGUCCACCUGCGGGACCUGUACCUGUCCCACAACCGCAUCGACACGCUGGCCUCGGGGGCCUUGCGGCACCUGGGCUCCGAGCUGCGUCUGCUGGACCUCUCACACAACCUGCUGAGACAGGCCAACAGGGACGAGUUUGGCUCCACGAGAGCAAAGACGCGCCUCUACCACAACCCCUGGCACUGCGACUGCGCCCUCCAGGAGCUGAUGGAGACCCUGAACCUCGAGCCCGAAACUGUGAACGGGAUUGUUUGUGAGAGCUCUGUGCGGGGGGUGGGCGAGGGCAGCAGGUGGGAGGACCCGGGGGCGCAGGGCGAGCAUGCGGGUCAGCCGCUCGUCAAACUGUUGGACUCUGGGGUGAACUUCUGCAGCCUGCAGAGGAAAACCACCGAUGUGGCCAUGCUGGUGACCAUGUUCGUGUGGUUCUUCAUGGUCAUCGUGUACGUGGUGUACUAUGUGAGGCAGAACCAAGCCGAGGCCCGCAGGCAUUUGGAGUACCUGAAGAGUUUACCCAGCCCUGGCAAGACCCCCACUGAGACAGACACUCUCAGCACUGGCUUCUGAACUUCUGCCCUGCUGGUAUUUAAAAGGAAUAAUCAAUAAAUAAGGUUUUAUGGAGAGAGACUGAUAAAUGUACAAAUACAGUGUGGAGUUACCGACCGGAGGACGCAGAUACAGAGGGAAUUAACCUUUUACAGCCGUGUUUGCAUAUUUUUUUAUAUUUGUUACUACUAAUUCCUCCAUAUUUUUUCUUAAUAGUUCUUUUCCUCCUGCAGUUUUCUCAGUUUAAUGAAAAAUAAUUAGUGUGUUUCAUUUUACCAUCUGCACCGAGAGAGAAAAAAGAGAAGAAACAGGAGUAAAUGAAAACAUUAUUACCUUUUAUCUCCCUCUCGCAAUCCGUCUUUCCUCCUCUCCUUGUCCCACCAGUCUGUGGCCUUCUAUCUUUCAUUAAGCUCUUAUUAGGAGUCUUUGACCAACUGACCCUUAAUGAACACUGGAAAGCCACUAAUCAGGUGGAGUGUGUAUUUCAGGUCUAAAAGGGGAGCGUACACACUCAAGUUUGUGUCCUCACCUAAUUGUGUCAUAUUUGAAUUUGUGUGUGUGUGUGUGUAUGUGAUGUUUUUGUGUGUUGUUACAACCAUUUUUUCCCAAUACACGACAACAAAGCCAGUAGUUUCCGAGCCAGUGGAGAACUGCCGAUCCAAAUGUACUCUCAGGGAGCAUUACAGCCAGAGGUUGUGAACUACAUUGUCUCUAAGCUGCAGGAAAUCAGCUCUAAAGUAUCUAGACAGCUUAGUGUACUGAUCGGCACAGAGACAUUUCAAGCAGAAAUGGAUCGUGGGUAUGAAUUAGAUUAGAAUAGCCAUUUAUCCUGAGAGAACCUCUACGUUUAGCUUUAAUUAAUCUCUAGAGUCCAGUUUCCUCUCUGCACUGAUUGCUGUGUACAAAUGGUUUCACCUCUGAUUUUCCAUACAGGCUGCAGCUAUAACUGAUUUAUUCUUGUGGAAACGAGCACUCUGUUUUCCCAGUUAGCACAUUUGAUGCUUGUUGUGAUACGUUCCUGACGAGGAGGGUUUGUGCUGUAGUUUCACUGCAUUUCCAGCUCAGAGUAAACGGAACAAAACCUGACAGGAUUAACAGCCACCUUUUUUAAUUCCGCUUGAGUUCCUCCUAAUCAUAUUUACUGUGGCGCGGCCUCUGGAGCAUUGUACUCUCUGGAGGGGAGGGUGGGGUAUUGUGUGAGUAUUUGUCAUUCUUCACGGUUACAAAAAGAAACAGCAAAUGGCUUCCCUCAAAUAUUAGUCAGCAACAUUUAAUAUGUCGGCCCUAUAAGGGGAGUCAUCUAUUUGGACAGAAUAAGGGAAAGAAAAUCACUCUUGUUGAGUUGAUUUUGUCUGUAACAGAUUAUGAGGGUUUACGAAUAUCCAUUGAUUUGUUUAAAAGGUCCCACAAGGAACCUUUCAACGAACUUUAGCCUUGCCUUUAGACUUAACAUUAGCCCGACUCGCUUCCCCCGCUUCUGUUUCCUCUCCCUCCGUCGAAACUAUUUUCGCCCUGAUUGUCUCAUUUGCUGUUGCAGGUCAUAGGGCAGCAAUAUUCAAAUAAGACCGUUUCACAACCAGUUAAAAAAUCCAUCUAGGGUCUUAUUGCAAGUACAGUAAUUAAGGAAGGCUAAUGGUCACAGACUGUAUCUAAAGAUGGAUGACUCCUCUCCUCUUCCUCCCACUAUCCAGCAAUGAAGCCAAAAUAUCCGGCAUACGAACGCUGCCAUCUUGCACAUUUGGUGCCCAGCUCGGUCAGUCCUGUUUUUAAUCACAUCAAAUAACUAUUCCAAACCAAACUUACUGGAAAUAUUGACACAUAAAUAUAACAAGAACUACCUAGAAUAACCAUCUAAAAGAAAAAUCUAUUUGACAGGUACUUUGAGUUUAGUCUACAUCCCAUCCACUAACAUAGAGGAGGUGAUAUUUAUGAGCGAUACUGCAGUCAGCCACAAGGCGGUGACCACAGCGCUUUGGCUUCAGUUUUGGGGACCUGUCAUGUCGCACAUCUUUACACACACUCUAGUGUCAUGGUUCACAUUACACCUGCUAACAAUAGCAUGUCAUCUAUAAACUCUUAUUCAUGUGUCUUUAAUCCCAGACUGAUUAACGUGUACAGUAAGUGUUAUAGUAAAGUAGGACUUUGCCCAUUUAAUCUGACAGUCAGGUUGAUAGGAGCAGAGGCAAAACCUAGAAUAGGUCAACUGUCUGUGUCCUGUACUGUGCUACAUGUAAUGUGUGUGUUUGAAUCUUCAGAGAAAGACUGGUUCAAGUCAAUGUUGUUCAGGAUGGAACAUACUGUGAAUUAUAGAACUAGACUGAUGAUGUCAAUAGUGUUGUGAUGAAUGUGAAAAACCUCUCUGGUAUUAGACCACAAGCUAAAAGAUGAGACUAUAAAAAGGUAGAUAUUUGUUCUGUGAAUUUAAAAACAAAAAUGUAACUCCAUGUCCCCCGGAUAUUUUAUGAAUGCUUCAUGUCGAUCAUUUAAUGUGGGUGUUGCCAGAGUUUACUUUCACCAAAUGGAUUAUUUGAAACACAAGAACCACAAGAACCAAGCUUAACCUGUUGUGUGUAGAUUUUUCUGUAAGUAUUUCUUUUUAUUGUUGAUGUACUUUUCUGUUUUGGUGUUUGGUUUUCUCUCCUGUUUCUAUGCCAACAAUUGUUCAAACAAGGAUAAAGUCAUAGAUCGGAAACCAUUACAUUAAAUAAUAAAAGGAAAAAUAAAAACAAAUAUAUAAGAACGAAAUGAAUAAGAAACAUUGCUCUACUUUGUUCAUAGAAAUGCUUUUACCUUUUAUUGCUAAUGCAAAGUGUAGAAAGGUAAGAGGAUAAAGAGAAGUUAUAGAAGUACACAAAGACAUUAUCAGUUCACAGAUAUGAGCUGAUCGGUCAGCACCUAUUUUUAGUUCACUAUGUGGUAAAAUGAAAGGAAAGACUGAAAUACUAUUUUACAUAUAUAAAAUGUACAUGAUAUGAUUUUUUACCACCUCUUUCUUCAACAUUUUGUAUGUUGUUCUCCUAUUACCAUCAAAACUGGCCCCACAUCCAUCCAUCUCUCCACCUCCUUCUUGAAAUCUGGGAUAUGUAGCGCCACAAAAACACAAAGUUGAGGCCGGGCACAGCGAAAUGUUUUUGUGGGACGACUUAUUUUCAUGGAAUUUCCUCGGGGACGAGUAAAGACCAAUAAUUUCCCCGGAUGUUUCAACAUGAGGGAGAACAAAACGGGAUAAGAAUAAAAAGCAACUUCAGCCUGUCACUUGGUUUUGUCUUUUAUUUCCAAUUUACAUUAAUUAAAACGUAACAAAAACAAGUCAUGAUCAUAAUAAUAAUAUAAUAAUGCUAUUAUUAUUAAUAAUAAUACUAUUAUUAAUAAUAAGAAAUAUACACAACCUCACACAAAUGAACCCUCUGCGCUGGCCGUGUGGAACUGGAGCAACAAAGUCAAACACACCUUAAAAUCUCUUCAGCCAUUUGAGUGUGUAAACACCGAGGCAGAGGGCGCGGCCUGUGUGAGGGGACUGAUGGGAGGGAAUCGAGAGGGAUGGGGGGGUCAAAGGUCACAGCAAAUGUGGAAGGGAGGGGGGGGCAGCAAACUGGGCUUUCAUGACCAAAUCUUUUUAAAAUAUUGGUCCUAUUGUUAUUUGCCUAAAAUAUGGGACUUGUAAACAAAGAUUCAGGGGGAAAAAAGGCCUUAGUUUGAUUUGUGAAGUUGUUUUUUUUAGUGUGAGGUAGCUUUAUAAUAUCAAAACAAAUAUAAAGAAAAACGAAAGAAAAAUUACAUGCGUUCCAGAUUAGACAAUUAGCUUGGUUGUAUGAAUUCAAUCAGGGACUCGUGUGUUUACAUACGAGGGCGGGCGAAGCAGGCGACAGUUAUCACCCUGAAAUCCAAAAUCCCAGGGUGAAAUGCUCAGAGAAACUGCAUAUAUAUGUAUACACACAUAUACAUACAUAUAUGUACAAGCCACUACGAAUGAGUAUCUGGUUGUUAAAAAAUACAGACUGUUAUACAACAAUAGCACCAUUGACCUUUAUUAUGAUACACAGUAACGUUUUCGAUACACACUGUGGUGGUAGAAAUAGCGACACCUGCACUUUCUAAGUAGCAAGAUUUUUGGUUUCAAAGAGUUAUUUAGUGGAUAUGGCAAAGGGGUGAUGGGGUUGCUUAGAAAAGAGGAGGAUGUAAGAGGAGGUUGGUGGAUAAGGUUUUUUUUUUUGUGUAAAUGGGAUUUUUUUAUUACUUAGCAUCAAACUCAGUCCUACCGCACCCGGGAGCCAAACCUAAACAAUAAAUAAAUAACACCAAGACAUUUUUCUCUCUCUAGUUCCCUGGUACGUUCCCGUACUCUCCUCAUACUUCCUCCGUCUUGUUCAUGGAUGUGGGGUGGGGCUUGUGUAGGCGGGGGGCUGCUGUUCACCUGGGGUGGAGUGGGGGGGGCUUUUGGGGCGAUGCUGGGUGUCCGUGGGGGCGGGGCGAGUUGACUGGAUGAAUCACAGAUGACAGUUGCUAGUGCCAUUCAGUGCAGAUAUCCUACGAAGUUCGACUUGGAAAAAAGCACUUUUUACUUAGAAAAAAAGUCCCAUUUAAAAAAA
Paralichthys olivaceus (Japanese flounder) is the source of this 5698-nucleotide messenger RNA. RefSeq names its product leucine-rich repeat-containing protein 3-like. The record is from RefSeq and is a predicted model, not a curated record. Gene Ontology annotation, molecular function: protein binding. Lineage: Eukaryota; Metazoa; Chordata; Actinopteri; Pleuronectiformes; Paralichthyidae. Gene Ontology annotation, cellular component: plasma membrane.